UCUCCAUUCAAGGCCAUUUUCUUAUUUAUUUCUUCUCAAAUAUUUUUAAGUAAAUAUGAAGAAUUAUCUUUUAAACUCGCAAAAAUUUUUUCCUAUUUUCUAAUUAAAAUCGAAUACAUAUUCUUGAUUUACAGAGUAAUCUGUCAAAAAUGAUUACUCCCCUAUCAAUCUCUUUCACCACUAAUUUUAUAUUAUUUAUGAAGAAAAUUUUGUAAUCUUUAACUUUAUUUUUAUUUAUAUUAAUUAUCGGAGUUUUAAUUUAAAAUUAAUUUAAAAUUAAAUUUACUAUUAUAGAAUUAAAUUAGAAAAACCUAACUUUUUACUAAUUCAAUUAUGGCAACAAAUAUAGCUGAGAUUGUCGCCAAUCAGCGAAAAUUCUUUAGAACAGGCGCUACUAAAUCUUUAGCGUUUCGUAAAGAACAACUUCAAAAGUUGCGUGUUAUGAUUGAAAAUAAUGUUGAUCGCAUAGUUGAAGCAGUCUAUAAAGAUUUGCGCCGCAACAAGGAAUUAAAUAAGGAAAUGGAAGUUGGAGGCUCAAAAGCAACUAUAGACUUGUGUCUUCAAAAUAUCGAUGAAUGGGCAAAACCUCAUAAAGCUCCUACCAAUAAACUUGGAGAACCAGAAAUUCAUUAUGAGCCAAAAGGAGUUGUGUUAGUAAUUGGGGCUUGGAAUUAUCCUGUUAUGUUGGUAAUUCAACCUGCUGCUGAAGCAAUAACUGCUGGCAAUACAGUUGUUAUCAAACCUUCGGAGGUAUCGGCAAACUCUUCUCAUUUGAUGAAGGAGCUUUUUGAUAAAACAUUUCCAAAGAACUUUAUUGCCGUAGUCGAAGGGGGUGCGGAGGAGACAAAAGAAGUACUGAAUGAACGUUUUGAUCAUAUUUUCUACACUGGUAGCCCCAAUAUUGGAAAAAUAAUAAUGCAAGCUGCGGCUAAAUAUCUGACUCCUGUUACGCUUGAAUUGGGUGGGAAGUGUCCCGUUAUUGUUGAGAACGAUGCUGAUAUUGAAAAAGCCGCUCAACGCAUUACUGAAGGCAAAUGGCUUAAUAGUGGACAAACAUGUCUGGCGCCUGAUUAUAUAAUGACCACACCUGAAACUAAGCCAAAAUUGGUUGAAGCGUUGCAAAAAUCCAUCAACAAAAUGUACGGUUCUGACCCACAAAAAAGUGUUCAUUAUUCUCGAAUGGUCAAUCAGCGUCAUUUUGAUCGGGUCAUGGAAAUGAUGAAAGCUAGCAAAGGGAAGGUUAUUCAUCAAGUUGGUAAACACGAUCGGGCCGAUGUUUUUAUUCCACCGACAAUCGUUGAAGCUGAUAUAAAAGAUUCUCUAAUGCAAGACGAAAUUUUUGGCCCAGUUCUUCCUAUUUUAACAGUAAAAAACAUGGACGAGGCUAUUGACAUAAUUAAUGAUGGAGAGAAGCCUCUUGGUGCAUAUUUAUUCACAGAGAAUGAUAAGAAAAUGGAAAAAUUCUUGCAUAGCACAUCCAGCGGGGGCGUCACUGUUAACGAUAUAAUUAAGCACGCGGGGAUUCCAGAUUUGCCUUUUGGCGGUGUUGGAAAUAGCGGCAUCGGAAAUUAUCAUGGAAAACAUGGAUUUAUUCAAUUAAGCCAUGCAAAGGCUGUUUUGAAGCGUCGAGAUUGA
Messenger RNA from Meloidogyne enterolobii, 1635 nucleotides. Lineage: Eukaryota; Metazoa; Nematoda; Chromadorea; Rhabditida; Meloidogynidae. The record is from the annotation of a GenBank genome assembly.